Messenger RNA from Hyaloscypha bicolor E, 739 nucleotides. RefSeq lists its product as uncharacterized. Gene Ontology annotation, biological process: transcription-coupled nucleotide-excision repair; DNA-templated transcription; transcription initiation at RNA polymerase II promoter. The transcript is spliced from 4 exons. Gene Ontology annotation, cellular component: RNA polymerase II, core complex. NCBI's taxonomy places the organism in Eukaryota, Fungi, Ascomycota, Leotiomycetes, Helotiales, Hyaloscyphaceae. Gene Ontology annotation, molecular function: nucleic acid binding; DNA-directed RNA polymerase activity; zinc ion binding. Bases 264 to 647 code for a protein of 127 amino acids. The record is from RefSeq and is a predicted model, not a curated record.
AUUCGGCGAUAGCAGGCCGGGAACCAGGGUGCCGGCGCAGACUCUAGUACCGUGUACCUUUCGCCGCCUCAUCCACAGAUCUGAAUCACAGCCAUCUUUUGAUACAUUCAAAGAACAACGCCAGCACCACAGCUACAUAUCCUCGUGGAGGGAUCUCGACUGAGAAUCGCAAACGCUUCCAAAAGCAACAACUUCCCCCAUCCCACCGAAUCCACAACUACACCCACCUGCAACACCGACAAUACCUUGAAAAGACCCCCACCAUGGCCACCCCCGAACCAAGCACCGUUGACGAGACCAAGAAGAUGGAACAGAUCACCUUUCGCUUCUGCAGCGAAUGCUCCAAUAUGCUGUACCCGAAAGAAGACCCCGAGAGCCACCGACUGAACUUCGCCUGCCGAACGUGCCAAUACUCCGAGGAAGCCACCUCGUCCUGUGUGUUCCGGAACAUUCUCAACAACGCCGUCGGUGAGACUGCUGGCGUGACUCAAGACGUUGGAUCGGAUCCAACUCUUCCUCGGUCGAAUAAGACUUGCCCGAAGUGCAAGACGGAGGAUGCAGUGUUCUUCCAGUCUCAACAGAGAUCUGCGGAGACUGGAAUGAAACUCUUCUAUGUGUGCUGCGGGUGCGGUCACAUCUUCUCAUGAUACCCCCGUUUUGGCGAUUAUUGCAUUCUGUUUUCUUGUGUUGCGGCGUUCAGUGGAUCUGGAUCUAGACAAACGGAGUUUGGAGUGGGCUC